CUCACUUUUCAAACUCCUCAAAAACCCAAACCCUCCCUCACUCAAUUUCGCAGUUAAAUCUCUUUCGCUUCGAUUCGGUUCGGUUCAAUUUCUCAAUUCCGAAUUCGAUUAACUGCAAAUUCCUCCGAUUGUUAAACGAUGUCGUACCGUCCCAGCGCAAACGCGAGGACCGAGGUCCGUCGCAACCGAUACAAGGUGGCUGUUGAUGCCGAAGAAGGCCGCAGACGGCGCGAGGAUAACUUGGUUGAGAUCCGGAAGAAUCGAAGGGAGGAAAGCUUGCAGAAGAAGAGGCGUGAGGGACUUCAAAAUCAGCAGAUGCCUGCGUCAGUUCAACCUGGUUUACUAGAGAAAAAGUUGGAACACCUACCAGACUUGGUUAAAGGAAUUCGGACUGAUGAUAAUAGCCUGCAGUUCGAGGCAACAACUCAGUUUCGGAAGUUGCUUUCAAUUGAACGUAGCCCACCGAUUGAGGAGGUUAUACAAGCUGGUGUGGUUCCACGAUUUGUUGAGUUUCUAAUGAGGGAGGAUUUUCCACAGCUGCAGUUUGAGGCUGCUUGGGCUUUGACAAAUAUAGCUUCUGGAACAUCUGAUAACACUAAGGUAGUAAUUGAUAGCGGUGCUAUCCCAAUUUUUGUGAGGCUCCUUGCUUCUCCUAGUGAUGAUGUCCGUGAACAGGCCGUGUGGGCAUUAGGAAAUGUAGCUGGAGAUUCACCUAAGUGCCGUGAUCUUGUUCUUGGUCAUGGAGCUUUGCUUCCUCUGUUGGCUCAAUUGAAUGAGCAUGCCAAACUUUCUAUGCUCAGAAAUGCUACUUGGACACUCUCAAACUUCUGCAGGGGGAAGCCACAGCCUGCUUUUGAUCAGGUUAAGCCUGCACUUCCCGCACUUGCCAGUCUCAUCCAUUCUAAUGAUGAAGAAGUCUUGACUGAUGCCUGUUGGGCACUUUCAUAUCUUUCUGAUGGUACAAAUGAUAAAAUUCAAGGCGUAAUUGAAGCUGGUGUCUGUAGCCGGCUUGUUGAGCUUCUUCAGCACCCAUCUCCUUCUGUGCUUAUUCCUGCUCUCCGCACAGUUGGAAAUAUUGUCACUGGAGAUGACAUGCAGACACAGGUCAUCAUCAACCAUCAAGUUCUUCCCCGUCUUAUGAAUCUCUUAGCUAAUAAUUAUAAAAAAAGCAUCAAGAAAGAAGCAUGUUGGACGUUGUCGAACAUCACAGCUGGGAAUACACAACAGAUUCAGGCUGUAAUUGAUGCCAAUAUAAUUCCUCCUUUGGUCACCUUGCUUCAAAAUGCUGAGUUUGAUAUCAAGAAAGAAGCUGCAUGGGCCAUCUCUAAUGCUACAUCGGGUGGAUCUCAUGACCAACUCAAGAUCUUGGUAAAUCAAGGGUGUAUUAAGCCUCUGUGUGAUCUUCUCAUAUGUCCUGAUCCUAGGAUCGUGACUGUUUGUCUUGAAGGGCUUGAAAACAUCUUAAAGGUAGGCGAGGCUGAUAAAAAUAUUGGCAGCACUGAUGGUGUGAAUCUGUUUGCCCAAAUGAUUGAUGAUGCUGAGGGUUUGGAGAAAAUAGAGAACCUCCAGAGUCAUGACAACACUGAGAUUUAUGAAAAGGCUGUGAAGAUUCUUGAGACAUACUGGUUGGAAGAAGAUGACGAGACCAUGCCUGCAGGGGAAGGGUUCAACUUUGGUGGCUCCGAAGUUCCUUCCGUGCCUACUGGUGGAUUCAACUUCAACUAGAAGUUAUUCACCUUUUAUUAAGGAGUGUGGCCGGUCCAUCAGUGAAGUCCUCCAGUAUUGUGGUUCAGUUCAACAAUUGAGGGUCUAGUUAGUGUCGUUUCAUUGUCCUCAGGUUCUAUAAGGUCCAGCCUUGGUAAAUAGGCUGUUACUGGACCGGCUUGGGUUUUUGAAAUGGCUGGUUUUUACAUACAUCAGUGGGACAGUUGGGGUGCCAAGUGAUUUGGCUCUUCUAUAGAAUUUCAUGUUAAAUUUCGUUAUUUUUCCUGCAUAGAUUUGGAGUCAUUAAGUACCACUUAUGAUUCUGGCUAUUUUGGCAAAUAUCAAAUGAUACUAUUCUUUCUUCAU
Messenger RNA from Vicia villosa (hairy vetch), 2070 nucleotides. RefSeq names its product importin subunit alpha-like. The transcript has 11 exons. Gene Ontology annotation, biological process: NLS-bearing protein import into nucleus. NCBI's taxonomy places the organism in Eukaryota, Viridiplantae, Streptophyta, Magnoliopsida, Fabales, Fabaceae. Bases 139 to 1725 code for a protein of 528 amino acids. Gene Ontology annotation, molecular function: nuclear import signal receptor activity; protein binding. Gene Ontology annotation, cellular component: cytoplasm; nucleus. The record is from RefSeq and is a predicted model, not a curated record.